AUCGAGAUCCGUUAUUAUCCCACUGUGAAUGGCCUCAAAGUCAUCCUCUAUACAUCCGUACUCCCCGCUAGCCUAUCCCCGCCGCCGCACCUCGCUUUCCGUCGCCCUCAAUUCCCAUCCUCUCCAGCCCCCCUAUCCCUACUCUUAUCCCUCCCACCGCCGACGAGCUGGCACAAUGCCCAGCCAACGCACAAGACGUUCCCGCGACACAUCCACAAGCCUCACACGCAAAACAGUCAUCGCCUUCCUCGUCAUCCUUUCCCUCGUCCUCCUCGGCACGGUUAUCGUGCUUUCCACAGUAUCAUACUACCUCGCCAUCCCCUCAUGGGCCUAUCUCACAGAGACUGAAGUUGCCUGGAGAGCAGAAGAUGUCAUCAAGCCUCUUCUUGAACAACCUAGACCGAAACUGUCGAAACGAGUGCAAUGGGGAGAGCUCGAUAGCGAUGUCCUCUCCUACAGCUCGACGGGUGCUGCUGCGUCCGCUUCCACCAUCUCUGUCGACUCUGCCACCAUGACUGCCGAAACUUGGGACGAGUUCAAGGAGGAGAUGGAGGAGCUUGAUGCCGCUGAAGAGGUCGAUGAAGAUAAUGCCACACAGCCUGAAAGUGAAGCUGUCGACACAGAUCCUACCGCCACCUCAUCUAUCGAAGAAGAUAAUGGUCAGUGGGGGAUUGAUGGCAUGGGCACUGGUUCAUACUGGAUGCGAAACGACUGGGACGGGCGUGUGCGGGACACCGAUAGCUGGGAAAGGCUGUACAAUGUUACCAACAGGCCAGGAGAAAACAUCCCUAGGUUGAUUCACCAGACAUGGAAAGACGACCAGCUACCCGAGAAGUGGAGAAAGGCUUGGAAGGAAUGCAGAGAAGGCAUGCCCGACUACGAGUACAUGCUUUGGACCGACGAUCUCUCUCGAGAAUUCAUUGCCAAGCACUACCCGGCUCACCUUCACAUGUACGACUCUUACGAGUUCCCUAUCCAGCGAGCGGAUUCUAUCAGGUACUUUAUCCUCCACCACUUUGGCGGUGUCUACAUGGACCUUGAUAUCGGCUGUCGAAGACGUUUGGACCCUCUCUUGCAAGGUGAUUGGGAGGUCAUCCUUCCUAUCACCAAGCCCGUCGGUAUCUCCAACGACUUGAUCUUUUCGUCCAAGGGUUCUGCAUUCAUGGACGGCACUGUCCACGGUCUUGCGGCUUUCAACCACAAGUACUUCUCCAACUACCCUACUGUCAUGUUCUCUACCGGGCCCAUGUUCUUGUCCGCCCAAUAUGCCAUUUUCUCCGCCUCACACCCCCUCACCGAGUCUCACCCUCGUUCUGAGAUCCGUGUCCUCCCCAAGUCUCUUUACGGGAAGAAUGCCCCCAUCUCUGACGUGCCCCACUCCUUCUUCUCUCACUUCUACGGUUCUUCAUGGCACGCGGACGAUGCUGGCUUUAUCACGUUCUUGGGCCAUUGGGGCAAGAGACUUAUGUGGAUUGGCGUCGUAAUCCUCAUUUGUGGUGCCAUUCGUCUGAUCUGGGUCAAGCGCAAAGCAGCGGCUGGACAUCAAUACCAACUUCUCUCCAUCUUACCCACCACACGCUCCCCUUCACCUUCUGGUUAUGACACAGUAGAGGCCAGCAAAACAUGCGCAGGUAGUAUACAUGUGUCAUGAGUGCUAAGGAACUACAACAAACUAUUAGAAAGAUUCCCUAGGUACAGCAAGGGAACAAACGUUAAGUAAAAACUAGUGAUGCCCGCGAAAGACUUCGCGCAAAGGGUUUUGGGUAAAUUAGUUCAAUUGCAUCAAGUUAAUUUUGGGAAUCACAUUCAGUUUUGGGUGUUAUGUUAUUGAGAAUGUACGUAUUCGUUCAAGUGUGUGGUAUUAUGAUGCAUUUAUUUAUGAUGCACUU
Cryptococcus deneoformans JEC21 is the source of this 1889-nucleotide messenger RNA. RefSeq lists its product as hypothetical. Gene Ontology annotation, biological process: mannosyl-inositol phosphorylceramide biosynthetic process. NCBI's taxonomy places the organism in Eukaryota, Fungi, Basidiomycota, Tremellomycetes, Tremellales, Cryptococcaceae. The record is from RefSeq and is a predicted model, not a curated record. Bases 29 to 1651 code for a protein of 540 amino acids. The transcript is spliced from 4 exons. Gene Ontology annotation, molecular function: mannosyltransferase activity.